This is a messenger RNA of Phanerochaete carnosa HHB-10118-sp, 1606 nucleotides long. RefSeq lists its product as uncharacterized. The record is from RefSeq and is a predicted model, not a curated record. The transcript has 7 exons. Lineage: Eukaryota; Fungi; Basidiomycota; Agaricomycetes; Polyporales; Phanerochaetaceae. Bases 102 to 1388 code for a protein of 428 amino acids.
AAAAUCUGUAGGCCAAGGACAACAACGAUUUUCGGGAACAAUUCGAGACCAGAGGAGAGCCCCUAGCAUCGCGUCGGCCUCUUCGAGAGGGCGGGCGUGCCAUGCCCAGCAACUACGGCAUCUCUAUCUCCAUCGUGUGCGGCGGCUCGAUUCUGGAAGAAUAUGCUUGGCAGUCUGCCGAUGAGCGCACCGCGAGCUGCUUCGUCCCGAGCGCCUCGGGCAAGAACUUUGAAAUAAUUCUCACCAACAACCUAAACCUACAGGAUGUUUCCGUGUCCAUAACGGUCGACGGGAGUCCCAUCGGCCGCUACUACCUCGCGCCGGGCCAGAAAUUGCUUCCGGGCAUAUAUGUCUCCGAGACUACGACGAAACCGUUUCGCUUCCGCAGCCUGGUUUUCAAUGAUGAGAAAGGGAUCCAUGACCCGUGGUCCUUCACUUGGGAGAAUACAGGUUCAAUCGGGUUCUCCAUCUAUCGCUGCAGGUCGACAGGCAUCGAACAAUUCAGGCCUCAGGAUCCUGCUCUUGUAUCAUACACCGCGCGCUAUGGCAAGGCUCGUGCGGCUACGCCGGCCGUCUUAACUGGUGGAGAAGUGCCUAUUAAACCUAUCCAGGGAGUCGGCGGCAUUACCAUAGACCCCCAUGAUAAACCAUACGCGAAGAUUCUGGUCCAGUACAGACCAAGAGAAAUCCUACAAAUGCAGGGCGUCAUCAAGACCGCCUUCUCUUGCCCAUCCACUGCUUCUUCAACUGAAAUCCUACAAGCGCAAGGAGCAGUCAAAACCGCUUCCUCUCGCCCAUCCACAGCUUCUUCAACUGCCGUCUCACAACCCGGGAGGAAGCGCUCCUUAGAUUCGAUGUCGCUGCUUGCGGAAUCAAGUGGCAGGCCGAGUCAACGCCUGCGCGGGACACCGCUCACAGAGAACAGUCCGCCCCGCUUGCGGUCGUCCCACAGCACGGACUCACGUCAGAGCGGUGGCAGCUGGGCCGUCCAUCCGGCUCCGAGCCUCCCAGGGGGGCCAGGCACUCCCGGCGAACUCGCACUCAUGAAGACCCGGCUCAAGCAUGCGACCGAGCAGAUGCACGGCGCGAUGCGCGAGAUGCGCAGUUCGAUGGAACUCAUGAACAGUUCCAUGCACCAGAUGCAGUUCCUCCAGCAGCGCAUCGAGGCACUCGAGGCGCGGCAGCUGCCUCCGCCGCCCUCGCUAUCGACGGCGCUAAUGCCAGUUCAUACGGCCUCCCAGAGCUCGCCAACCGCGGCUGAUGCCGUGUGGAGCCAACAGGAUCGGCCGUCGGCGAGAACGUUCGCCUCAUUUUCGAAGGAUGUUGAGCAUAAUGGACGGGAGCAAGAGUUGCUCGACGAAGGUGUGGGUGAGCUGCAGUGGCCGUGAUCAACCAGAAGAAAGCUGCCUCGCUGAACGCAACGAAGCGACACUAAUAUUAUAUCCAAUAUUCAUCUUACUGACUAGCAUUUGGUAUACAUCUACAUAAGCGUCUUGCUCAGCCCGUCACAGACACUCACACACUUCACAUUUCUUACUGUACAUCACCGCGGUCGAUGCACUCACGUCAUCAAGCCGACAUUUGUACAUUGCGUUUAGUAUGAUAC